Molecule: messenger RNA, 4031 nt
Organism: Myotis daubentonii (Daubenton's bat)
Lineage: Eukaryota; Metazoa; Chordata; Mammalia; Chiroptera; Vespertilionidae
Gene: WSCD2
Product: WSC domain sialate O sulfotransferase 2
Source: RefSeq, a predicted model, not a curated record
CCACUGCAGCAGCUGGCAGCUGGGAAGGCGCCCACAGAGCGGGCACGCCAAGCGGGACGCGGGAGUCUCCGAGAGAGACCCCAGGCGCCUGCUGGGCUCCGCUGGCAGAGUUUGCAAGUGGCUGACACCCCCGCAGGUGGCAGCCCUGAGCCCUGAUGCUUGACCAGAUGGAAGCCUGCCAGCUUCUGUUUCCACGAGUGGACACACAGAGUGUGGUCCCCAGCUGGGAAAGAAGCCGGAAACAGCCUCAGUGAAACAAUCCAGCCCCAACCGGCCUGAGCAGCUGAGAAAGGCGAGGAGGGCACUGUGGCUGCUGCUGACCCGCGAAUCCUCCUCCACUUGCUCUUCUCAAAGCUCUUUGGGGCUCUCUGAGGCCAAGAACAAGAUGUAGGAAAAUGAGACCAACCCCUGGGUGUCCUGAGCCUCAAAACUCCUCUUGUGGCCCAAAGACGCUCACCUUGACCUUGGGUGGGCCGGCCAGUUCUGUAUUCCGUUCUCUUGGCCUCAGCCAUGUGCUAGACGCCCUCCAGCUCUGAUCCUGGCAGUUGCCUUCGCAGAAGGAAGAAGACUGAAGGCUCGCAGGGGUUCCAACCCUAAGGGGAGCUGGGGAAAGAAAGCCCCCUCCAUCCCUGCCCUGUGGCCCCUCCAGCCAAGCCCCGGCCAGCCAGUCCGGAAUGAUCCCGCUAUGGCCAAGCUCUGGUUCAAGUUCCAGCGGUACUUCCGCCGAAAACCUGUGCGUUUCUUUACCUUCCUGGUGCUCUACCUGACGGCCGGGAGCCUCGUCUUCCUUCACGCUGGCUUUGUGGGCCAGCCGGCCGUCUCCCAGAACCAGGCCAGCCCUGCCGCCAGGGCCCCGGCCGAGGGCGCCGAGCUGCCCUUCCUCGGAGACUGGCACCUGGGCAGAGGCUUCAGGGACGCGGGGGAAACCUUGAGCCUCGCCCACAGAUACGGACACGGACCCUGGUUCAAGGGCAAAGAUGGGAAUGAGAGAGCCAAGCUGGGUGACUACGGAGGUGGAGCCUGGAGCCGAGCCCUCAAGGGGAGGGCUGUCCGGGAGAAGGAGGAAGAGCGAGCCAAGUACAUCGGCUGCUACCUGGACGACACCCAGAGUCGGGCCCUGCGAGGCGUGUCCUUUUUCGACUACAAAAAGAUGACCGUCUUCCGUUGCCAGGACAACUGUGCAGAACGGGGUUACCUGUAUGCCGGGCUGGAGUUCGGCGCCGAGUGCUACUGCGGCCACAAGAUCCAGGCAACAAACGUGAGCGAGGCCGAGUGCGACAUGGAGUGCAAGGGCGAGCGAGGCAGCCUGUGCGGCGGCGCCAACCGCCUCUCUGUCUACCGGCUGCAGCUGGCCCAGGAGUCGGCCCGCAGGUAUGGAAGCGCGGUCUUCCGAGGCUGCUUCCGCAGGCCCCACAACCUCUCCCUGGCCCUGCCCGUGACGGCCGCCAUGCCAAACAUGUCCGUGGACAAGUGCGUGGACCUCUGCACAGAGAAGGAGUACCCGCUGGCAGCCCUUGCAGGCACCGCCUGCCACUGUGGCUUCCCCACCACGCGAUUCCCCCUGCACGAGAGAGAAGACGAACAGCUGUGUGCCCAGAAGUGCAGCGCGGAGGAGUUUGAGAGCUGCGGGACCCCCAGUUACUUCAUCGUGUACCAGACGCAGGUGCAGGACAACCGCUGCAUGGACAGAAGGUUCCUCCCAGCCAAGUCCAAGCAGCUCAUCGCUCUGGCCAGCUUCCCAGGUGCCGGCAACACGUGGGCUCGCCACCUCAUCGAGCUGGCCACCGGCUUCUACACCGGCAGCUACUACUUCGAUGGUUCUCUCUACAACAAAGGGUUUAAAGGUGAGCGGGACCACUGGCGCAGCGGGAGGACCAUCUGCAUCAAGACACACGAGAGCGGCCAGAAGGAGAUUGAGGCCUUCGAUGCUGCCAUCCUGCUCAUCCGCAACCCCUACAAGGCCCUCAUGGCGGAGUUCAACCGCAAGUACGGCGGCCACAUCGGCUUCGCUGCGCAUGCGCACUGGAAGGGCAAAGAGUGGCCCGAGUUCGUGAGGAACUAUGCCCCGUGGUGGGCCACGCACACGCUGGACUGGCUCAAGUUCGGCAAGAAGGUGCUGGUGGUGCACUUCGAGGACCUGAAGCAGGACCUGUUCGUGCAGCUGGGCCGGAUGGUCCGCCUGCUGGGCGUGGCCGUCCGCGAGGACCGGCUGCUGUGCGUGGAGAGCCAGAAGGACGGCAACUUCAAGCGCUCGGGGCUGCGCAAGCUGGAGUAUGACCCCUACACGGCGGACAUGCGGAGGACCAUCCAGGCCUACAUCAAGCUGGUGGACGCGGCCCUGAAGGGGCGGAACCUCACGGGCGUGCCCGACGACUACUACCCCAGAUGAUGGGCCCACCGGGAGGGGCCUCGAGACCCCUGGGGACCCCGCCCACCCGUCUGGCCCCUUUUUGGUCUGGGGACAGCCCCCUCGGCUGCUGCUGGCCUUCAGCGCGUUUCCUGCGUGACACAGGAGCCUCAGGGGACAGCCACCUGCUCACAGCCCUUCACAGCCCAGGAGGCCCCUGAUGGGGGGGAGCCCCAGCCACACAGGCUUCUGUCUCCCACGGCCCUGCCCCCACCACUCUGGUUCACCCCGUGGGAGGGCGGGCUCCUGCGUGUCCCGGAGACGCGGGUGCCUCCCACGGUGCUGAGGACCUGGAUGCUGGGAAAGGUGCCCCCGGCGCUCCGUCCCCCGGGGCUGGGCUCUCGCGGGCUCUUCUCUCCACCAAACAGCAGCGAGCAGCCCUGGGUUCAUCGGGCCACUUGCGGGGGAGAAGGGUCGCUGGAGGUUUCUCUCUAGCGUCCAGUUUCUGACACUCCCAGUGGGUGGGGGAGCCCCAGUGCUCGCAGGAAGUUCACCGGCACCACCAGGUGGGGCCCUGCAUCACGAGCCCACCCCCAGGUCACACUGCUCCUGAGAUGGAGCUAAGGUCAAAUUCUGCCCUUUCCUCCCCCACUGGGCCCAGGAGGUGACCUGGGGAUCCCUGGUCCCACGUCCAGGGUUCUCCGGGCACCAACAGUUAGCCCAGCAGAUGGCCGAGGGGCCGUGCAGACUCAGUAAGAACGAGAGCCCCGUCACAGUGGCUCCACCGCGGGUGCGGCACAUGGAGCUCACACUGCCUCUAACCCCCGCCGCCGGGGCCUGCGCUCUCCAGCGAGAGAGCAAGGGUGCUCCCGACCAGGCGGGGCCAGACCCAAAAGAGACUCAGCUCCCUUCCCGCACCAUCGGCCUCCCGUGAUCACAGUCCCAAAGGGGUGGCUUCCCUCUCGAGGCCUUUGAGGAAUGAAGCGAAUGCGAUGGCUCUUCACUUCCGCACAGACGCCGCUCCCCGAAGCUGAGACAUCAAACCAAAGGAUUCCUGGGGACCCCGUGUCCCCGAUCCUCGAUCUUCGAAAGCAUGGAUCCAGGAUCCCUCUGCUUCCCCACCUGGGAGACCAGCGGCUUCCCACCUGCGCUCCUGCACCGCCCCCAUCACGUAGAUGCAAAAGCCAUAGGUCACAGCUCUUCACUGUUCUGUCCGGAGCACCCCCUCCCCAGCAGCCCCCCUGAAGCCUUGGGGUGCAAGGACAGGCUCACUCCCAAAUAGCCAGGAGGCCAUGGAGAAGGCGAGUGUAAAGAGAUAUAUUUUUUUAAGAGGAAUAUGACUAAUACAUUCUGCCCCCUGGAAGCCGGCCAUGCAAAGCAAAGGAGCCAGGGGCUCAGACCUGGGAUUCUCAUCCUGAGCCCCUCCCCUGUUGGCUGUGGACGACCCCAGGGCCCCCCCCCCCCCCAGGGGCUCUGAAUGUAUUUUGUACCGCGUUUCUUUACCCCAGGCUCAUGUCUAGUCUUUGGGGAAGCCUCCCCCGCUCCCACCCACAGGCCAGCUCGCUCUGGGAGCCUCUGGGUCAUGGCCUGGGCCGCUCUUGGCCGGCGGUCACCUCGGGCCACGGGCCUCUGUCUGAAGAUUCCUCAGGUCAACACCAUCAUUAAAAGUGAGUUUUGUUGAGAA